AUGAAAGCUUCAAUUAUCUUUGCCGCUGCCGCCUCUGCCUCCUCCACCGUCCAAGUGCUCGAAGGAAACUCUGGAACUUGGUCUUCCCCCGGCUACCCAAAUGGCUACUCAAAGGGCGUCACGAAAUCGUAUGCAAAAUCGGUCGCGCCGAGGGAGAUUUUGGUCCUGGAUUUUGUCGACUUUGACAUUGAAAUGGACGCUGAUUGCGCUUUUGAUUACCUGAAAAUCAACGGCGAAAAACACUGCAACAAACAAGAAACCAACAUCGUCAACAACGGCGCAACAACAACUGCUCCAGCAACAACUACGACUGAGAAUCAAUAUUUCACGACUUUUGCUGCUCAGGAGGCUAAGCCAUCAAUUUACAUUGGAGAAGAUCUCGACGCGGUUUUCAGAACAGACGCGCUUUUCGAAUACAGAGGAUUCCAGAUUUCCUACCGGCUUCUCGACGCUUGCGACUCUUUUUUCAAUAAUGUUGAUGAUGAAACUGUUGCUGCGAAGAGGAACACUUACUGUUAG
Messenger RNA from Oikopleura dioica, 519 nucleotides. Lineage: Eukaryota; Metazoa; Chordata; Appendicularia; Copelata; Oikopleuridae. The record is from the annotation of a GenBank genome assembly.